This is a messenger RNA of Balaenoptera ricei (Rice's whale), 1971 nucleotides long. RefSeq names its product spexin hormone (gene SPX). Gene Ontology annotation, cellular component: cytoplasm. Lineage: Eukaryota; Metazoa; Chordata; Mammalia; Artiodactyla; Balaenopteridae. The coding region runs from base 331 to 681 and encodes 116 amino acids. Gene Ontology annotation, biological process: positive regulation of gastro-intestinal system smooth muscle contraction. The transcript is spliced from 6 exons. Gene Ontology annotation, molecular function: neuropeptide hormone activity. The record is from RefSeq and is a predicted model, not a curated record.
AUAAUAAUAAUAAUAAUACUGCCUUGGGAAGCUAAUAGGAAAAUCAAAGGUCAUGAUGCUGAUAUUUUCAGAAUAUCUCCUGGCUGAUGUGGACAGUAAAUGAUAUUCACCCAUCAAUCAUUCCUCUACUUCCUUCAACUGAAUCUCCCUGGAGGAGUCAUCAGAUCCUCUCAAUCUUGAAGACUGACAGGAAGUCCCUGUGGACACUAGCUCUAUGCAAAAUCAGGAGGGAUCCUUGACACUAAGAUUUAAAAGCCCCACCUUCAGAACAAAAUUAGAAAACUCAGAGGUUAAGUUAUAGUUAUUGCAGCUUCUGGAAAGGUGUAGAGCAUGAAGGGAUUCAGAAGUCUGGUGGUAACAACCUUGGCUCUUUUCCUGGUGUUUUCUUUCAUGGGAAAUUCCAACAGUGCUCCGCAGAGACUCUUUGAGAGAAGGAACUGGACUCCUCAAGCUAUGCUCUACCUGAAGGGUGCACAGGGGCGCCGCUUCAUCUCCGACCAGAGCCGGAGGAAGGACCUCGCCGACCGGCCGCCGCCCGAAAGACGAAGCCCAAAUCCCCAACUACUAACUCUUCCAGAGGCAGUAGCUGUGCUAUUGGCUUCCUUGCAGAAACCGCAAGAAGCUGGAGAAGAAAACUUUGAUCAAACCAGAUUCCUAGAAGACAGUCUGCUAAACUGGUGAAAAUAUACCAGAUUCCAUUCAAUUUUAUUUCUAUUCUUGUUGAAAACAUGACCCAUGUGAAUAAAGCCUGCGGACCCUUUUUAUGUUCAUUUGUAAUCUUAGGAACAUGUGCAGCCAGUUUUAUUCUUCCAGAAGCUAAAGUGAUGUUGAGUUCUUAGUGAGAACAUCGUUGCUUUCUUCCAUUGCUUCAGGUCCUGUUUAGAUCACCUUGUGUCUUACUCUCGAAUUUUUUAGCCCAUUUAUAAUUAUUAGGUUGAAGACUCUUUAGAGUGUUCUUUCGUUUUGUGACAACAGAUACCCAUCUUGAUCUAAUCAUUCUUAAUUGCUUUUUUUCAUUCUGUUACCCACUUGCACUGUCUUAUCACUCAGCAGAGAAUCUCCUCUCCUUUUCCCCCUUUUCUCACCUCCAAGGAGGGUGAGGCAGGGAAGCAUGGCAAGAUGGGAAAGAGUAGAGUGUGAUUCUUUUAGUAUCCAGGAGAGGUAAGGUGUCAGGAAGGGAAGUGGGAAGGGGUGACUGGGAAGAAGCCCUGUGAUCAGACACUGCAGUGUGGUUGCUGAGAGAGGGGACCCUUGGUGAGACUGGAGCCAUUGGGAGGUUCUACAGCUGGAAGCUCCCCCUUGUGCUCCCUGGGGAUCUCCCCGAAUUCAGUUUAGAAACAAGGAUCUAAAAGUUACUGGGAAAUAAGCAGAUGGAAACACACGCUGCUCUUGUACAAAAGAAACAAACCAGUUUUUUAGAGGUAACCCAUUUUCCAUGGCUAAACAGACUCAAACACUGCUUACUCUAAUUGACUAGAACUCUAGGCUUUAUUUUACAUAAAAACAUAACAUAAAGGCACCCUGAUACAAAAUGCAUGGUAAUAUGCCUAAUUUAUUCAUUUUUUAAACUCAACUAGGGUUCAGUACUAUCUGAAAAAUAAAAUACACACAUACCUACAGCAAGCAUAUAGUAUAUUUAUUUGAAAUUACAAUAUGACCAUCAUGUUCAUUAUUUUUGACUUAAUUACUUGAGAGUUGUUAUUGAUAAAUGUCACAAGUGGAAAGUAUUGUCCAUUCUUAUUGUCAUCAGUAUAUAGCUAUUAGUCAGUAGCUAAAGAAUAUCAUUAUGUGAAUGUCUCUGUAACUUGGAAUUACAAUUUUACUGUGUUAAGUAAUCAAAACCCUGCUUAUAAGAUUUGUCUGUAUCUCAUUUCAUAACUGAAUAAUGAAACUGUAUUCAAGUUAAUGUAACAUUGAUGUCUGCCAAAAAAAUAAUAUGCUAGCAAUAAAAUAAUCUAUGUGGCAUUAUAA